This is a messenger RNA of Podospora pseudocomata, 2517 nucleotides long. RefSeq lists its product as uncharacterized. Gene Ontology annotation, biological process: regulation of gene expression. Bases 1 to 2517 code for a protein of 838 amino acids. Gene Ontology annotation, molecular function: protein binding. The transcript is spliced from 3 exons. Lineage: Eukaryota; Fungi; Ascomycota; Sordariomycetes; Sordariales; Podosporaceae. The record is from RefSeq and is a predicted model, not a curated record. Gene Ontology annotation, cellular component: nucleus.
AUGGCCCAGGCCGGAAUAUCACCUUUAUCUAUCUCGAUAUCGACGAUUAUGCCUGCAGACAUGAUGGCUCAUCUUGGAUCAGGCCAAGGACAGCCCGGCCUCGUCAUGUAUGGUCUCUAUGGACUAGAUACGUUCGAGCACGUCGAGAUCGAUGAAUAUCAGGUUCCGUUCCCCAUCAACCGCCGUCGACCAUGCUCAAGCAGCUUUCCCAAGCCUUGCGUGUUCGACAGUAUGGCCUCCUCACCAUCACCAGGCUCUGUUACAACUGCGCCGUCCAGAGAAGGCUCUCGGAUCGGACGACCACCGCAAUGGACAGUUUCACGAUCACGAAAGUUGGCUAGGCUAUACCUCUAUACGACACUUUCCAUCGAGAGGAUUAUCCGGGUGCUUGAAGAUGACGUCUUCAAACCGAGGAAGAAUUCAGCUCAAAAGACGAUUCACAAAAUGCUGGACAACGACCCCCGGUAUCUUCGACCCGAGUCACGGAUUGAAAUGAACCAACGCAUCAGUAAUCUUGCUGCCUCUGUCACUCGCCGAAGAAAGAAGACGGCAGUUCCAGCCUACGAAUCAAGCCUUCAUGGAGCAACCAUAGACGCCUUGUAUGGCGAGAAGGAACACAAUCUGGCAAGGACUGAAAUUUCGUCAGUAUCCGGCUCAAGCCGUAGGGUAGAGGAAGGCCCUUCCUUUGACUUUGCUGGUUCGCCCGACGCACUCCUUAGUCCCAUUCGAUGGUCGAUACCCCUGAGCGCUCAGACGACAGACGUCACCGACUUUGCGGGCUCUAGUGACAAAGGUUCAGCCAUGGUCCAAGACCUCAAGAGGAGGCUAUCAGACUGUUCCACGGACUUCGCCCACCAAAUCACAUCGUUGAUUAGAGACUUUACUAUUGCUGGAAGUUCACAAGACGAAUUAUCUACUGGCCGCCGACCUUCUGCGGCUCUCAGUGACAGGUCUGGGCACGACGAACUUUCUGAGUUGGGGAUCAGUAACGAGCCAUUCGAAGCCUUCCCCGAGCCGGCCUUCGCAGUACCAGGAGACUUUUUGAGCGCGCACAGACGAAACUGUGCCGACUUUCCAGGGCAGCAACAUGGAGUCGGUGACUGUUGGUGCUCCAUCGCCGGUGAUACCUCGCUGGACCAGAACUCUUGGUUGAUGCCGACGGGUGAAUUGAGUGUGCGUGCACGCCAUGUUCUUAAUCAUCCUUCUCCAGGUAGUCUCAGCCUCCUUGACAGCUUCGGGAACACGCCUCUACACCUCUUCGCCACGCUAGAAGGGUACCAAGACACCCUCUUCAGAAUGGUGCUCAACUGCGAUGUCGAAACCCUGAAGAUUGCGAACACUGCUGGCCAAACGUUUCUCCAUACGCUCAACCUGGAGUGGUUCCUCAACCUUACAGACCCGUCGACACUACUGAAACAACUUCUUUCACACAUCAGAGACUCAGUUCCAGACCUUGUUCACGAGACCGAUGUGUAUGGACGCACCUUCUUUCACCGCGCCCAUUCCCUCGUCCGGGACCCAGAAGCCCUUGCCAACCUCUUCUCUCCGUUCGACUCUCUUCGGGCAGCCCGCCGUGAUGCCUUCGGCUUCAAUCCUCUUGGCAGCGGCAUCACGGGCGACCAAGGCCCAUAUAUUCCCCCAAGAAGAGGAAAUAACCUUUCACCUCAAGUUGAAUACCUUUCCAGUUCCGCUGGUCCUUCACGCGGUCAUUCUGCCUCUCCCAGCGACAACGACUCGUUCUUAGCCUAUCAUGCUCGUCUUGUCGAAGUCAUCCAGUCAUCCUACAACAACCCACAGGUGGAGGACGCUGAAGGCCGUAACGGAUUACACUGUCUUGCAGAGGCUAUUCUCAACCAGCAGUCCAUGAACCGCCAUGUCUCUUCUUCUGUCGGCGCCCCUUCCAUCCACCAGCGACCCAGUCUCAAACGAAAACUAGACUCUUCCAAAGAAUCAAUCACUUCUUUUCCAUCACCGUCGCCUUCCUCCACCGCUUCUGCUUCGACCGUCUCGAACGAAUCUACCCUCACGACUCGACUUCGCCAUCUCACUGGCCUUCUCCACCACUCGCACGUCGAUGUCAACGCCUAUGACAAGUCAGGCAACACACCUCUUAUGGCUUUCAUCACCCAUAUUCCAGACGACCAGGACGACAAAUCAAAGACAUUACUCGCCAUUCUUGAAACUAUCAUUCGAGCAAAGGGGUGCAAGAUCGAGGCUAGGAACAGAAGGGGCGAGACAGCCUUGUUGGUGGCGGCUAGGCUGGGCAGGAAGGUAGCACUAACAACACUGUUGGAACAUGGAGCCAAUGUUCACGCCCGAGAUGUGGAUGGGAGGGGGGUGUUGGAGGUGGUGGAUGAAGUUUGCAAGGGGGCUGGGAGGGGAGAUAGAGGGAAGGGUGCUGGCAAGGGGGACAUAAGCCUGUAUGCCAGGGCGGAGGCUUGCAGGGUUCUGUUGACUGGGAGGAGGGAUUGGGGUGUUGUUGGAAGGCCUGGGGUAAGGAGGGAGUGGAGGGUGUAA